AUGAUGAACUACACAGAGGUGGAGAUGAAGGUUCGCGAAGCAACGAACGAUGAAAUAUGCUGUCCGCAUGGGAGACUUUUGCAAAAGCUCGCAGACUAUACUUAUAAUCAUGAAACAUAUCUUGAAGUAAUGUCAACUUUAUGGAAAAGAAUGCAUUCAGAUGGAGAGUGCUCCUGGAGGAGAGUUUAUAAGUCUCUCAUUGUCCUCGCUUUCCUAUUGAAAAAUGGUUCAGAUUAUGUAGCACAGGGAGCCCGAGAUCAUAUCUAUGACAUCCGUACGCUUGAAUCUUUCCGUUAUUUUGAUGAACAUGGAAGGGACCAGGGUGUGAAUGUCCGCAUAAAAGUCCAAGAGGUAAUCGACCUUUUACAGGAUCCGGAGAAGUUGCAGCAAGAGCGUCAAAAAGCCAAAGCCAGCCGACAUCUUUAUACAGGCUAUGGAAACACCAGUGAGUCAGAUUGGGGUUAUGCUUCACAUGGUGGUGGGGAUUAUUAUCGACGAUCUGAUCCACUUGAUGCUUAUGACAAAGAAGUGUAUACAUCGAAAAACUUUACUUUUCAAUCACGUACAGCAUCUAAAACUGUUAUAUCUCAAAUGGAAUCAGAUUUACCUCCGCCUAAGUUGGGUAGUUUUGAUGACUGGCAUGUGGGUAAAGAACGUGGUUUAGUCGAUGAUGUUUUAGAACAAUUCAAAGAAGCUUGGGAUUUGGCAAAGGAGUCUACUAAAGAUUUAAUUUUCACCAAAAAGUCUCCAGAUCUCAGAACAAAUGAAUCUAAUCCACGUAUGGUAUCUGAAGAGGUCUAUGAAUUCCCACCAGAUGCUUGUGAAUCAAGUGGUACAUAUGAACUUAGAACACGCUCAUCAUUACACAGUGAUUACCCUUCUACACAGAAUAAAUUUUCAUCAAUAAAUUCCUUAAAAUCUACUAAUAUUUCUCAUCGUAAUAUUAAUGUAAAUAGCAAUGCUCAUGCAACAUCACAAUCCAGUGAUAAUCUAUGGAUAAUACAAAACAAAUUGUUACACAACCUAAACACGAAGGCUCCGAUAAGAAUGAUUCAAAGCCAAGACCACCAUCUUGUGAUUUGA
This is a messenger RNA of Heterobilharzia americana, 1083 nucleotides long. The record is from the annotation of a GenBank genome assembly. NCBI's taxonomy places the organism in Eukaryota, Metazoa, Platyhelminthes, Trematoda, Strigeidida, Schistosomatidae.